AACCCUUUGUGUCUGCCUGAUUGUCAUCCCCCGACCACCCCUAUUACCGACGAAACCAAUCUGAUAGUGGCAGCUAGUCAUCAACAUGGUGGACAUCAACUUGGAGUGCGUGCACCAGAUCGAACCGAAGACCCGUUCCACUGGUCAGCAGCAGCAGGAGCGAGGGUUAAAGGAAGCCUACCUGGAAGCGGUCCGCAUUCUGUUAGUGCUGCUGGAGAACAUCUUGGCGCAGCCGGAGAACUCCAUGUUCCGCACCAUACGGCAGGAAAACAAAGCUAUUAAAGAAAAGCUGCUGUCCUUGCCCGGCUGUGAGAGGUUACUGGAAGCCAUAGGCUUUAUACGCACCCCCAGUUCCAACGCCUACACCUUGCCCACCGAGGUGUCCCUGCAGCAGGUGAAGAAGUACAGAGAUGCGCUAAGCGAAAGACGCACUGCCUGGCUUAACGGCACAGUGUCGAAAAGUCCUCCUCAACAAAGUACCACCAGCACCACGCCCUUGUUCAUCAAGCCUUCCGUGGAAUAUCGUCAUAGAAUCGCCUUCCCCCGUGUGUUGCGCACCAAUAAUAACUUUCUGCAGUCGCUAGAGCUUUAUUCCGAUGCAGUCAUGCAGUACGAGGAUAACCUGCUGCUGGCUACUGGCCGCACUCUGAUUCCAGUGGAGGAGCUCACCGAAAUGGCAAGCGAGAAACUGAUAGACAUCCAAGAUCAAAUUGCGUCGGGUGAGCGUCAGGAGAAGGAGCCAUGUGUUCGCGACUUGCUGCUUGUGGAGCUGGUAAACUGGUUCAACACGCAGUUCUUCCAGUGGGUAAACAAUAUACCUUGCCGCGUGUGUGGGAGUGAAGAGAGCAAGCUGCGCCGUACUGAACGGGAAGGUGAUAUAAGGGUGGAGGUCACCGUCUGCUGCGGCCAGGAGAGCAAGUUCUACCGCUAUAACGACAUCUCCCAGCUCCUCGUUUCCCGUAAGGGCCGUUGCGGAGAAUAUGCCAAUUGCUUCACAUUCCUCUGUCGCGCCCUCGACUACGACGCCCGCAUUGUCCACUCGCAUUUUGAUCACGUCUGGACCGAGGUGUACUCCGAGGCCCAGAUGCGUUGGCUGCAUGUUGACCCCUCCGAGAACGUGGUAGAUUCUCCGCUGAUGUACCAGCAUGGCUGGAAACGUCCCAUCGACUACAUUCUUGCCUACUCUAGAGACGACAUCCAAGAUGUGACUUGGCGCUACACUAAUGACCACCAGAAGAUUCUGCACCUACGAAAGCUGUGCGGGGAAAAAGAAAUGGUGCAAACGCUGGACGCGAUUCGAGCAAAGCGGCGGCAAAAUUGUACCGCCGAUCGAAAGUUGUUCCUCAGCCAGCGCAACAUGUACGAGGUCAUCGGCUUGACGCUAGAGCGUAAGCCGACAGAAAACGAGCUGAAGGGCCGGAGCUCGGGAAGUCUUUCUUGGCGACAGUCACGUGGGGAGCACACUUUUACCAAUAUAUUCGUUUUCAAUCUGAGUGCAGCAGAGCUACAAAAAAGGCAACUGAAUGUGCGGUACAGCUGCGCCACCGAUACAUACGAACGAUAUGCCAAAGACGGAGAACUCAUCACUGUCUUGGAUAGCUAUAAGACCUGGCAAAAAGCGCAAUUUUCCUCAAAGAACAUAUUUCGAAAAGUGGAGCGCGAUUGGAAAAUGGCAUAUUUGGCUAGACUGGAGGACACCGAUUGCGGAGAAAUUGCCUGGACGUUUGAUUUCAGCAAGACCAAUUUAAAGGUUAAGUCCUAUACCUUAGUUUUCGAGACAAAAACUUUUGGCGACGGAAAAAUCAGCGUGACUGUCGAUGCCACCGACGGAAGCGCUUCGGUUGAAAAUGCCACUGGAUUCAAGAUUGUGGCCAAACUUACUGGUGGCAAGGGCGAUGUGGCAUGGCAACACACACAACUGUUCAGGCAGAGUCUUAAUUCAAGAGACUAUCCCUUCGAUCUGCAAGUGCAACUACAUUGAAGUCCUCAUAAUAUUUUUGAAAUCAAAAUGUAAUUGUAAAUAAUAUAAACGAUUCCGAAUCUGGAUGAAAAUAUAAUAAUCAAAAAUGUAUAUUAAAAAUAAGAUAAAGGCACAUAGUCUCGCUAUAUGUAAUUAUACUUGAAGUUUUAAA
This is a messenger RNA of Drosophila sechellia, 2132 nucleotides long. It is a transcript of the gene Pngl, whose product is annotated as N-glycanase Pngl. Gene Ontology annotation, biological process: glycoprotein catabolic process; protein deglycosylation. Gene Ontology annotation, molecular function: peptide-N4-(N-acetyl-beta-glucosaminyl)asparagine amidase activity. Gene Ontology annotation, cellular component: cytoplasm; nucleus; cytosol. The record is from RefSeq and is a predicted model, not a curated record. Bases 86 to 1981 code for a protein of 631 amino acids. Lineage: Eukaryota; Metazoa; Arthropoda; Insecta; Diptera; Drosophilidae. The transcript is spliced from 6 exons.